Chiloscyllium plagiosum (whitespotted bambooshark) is the source of this 918-nucleotide messenger RNA. Lineage: Eukaryota; Metazoa; Chordata; Chondrichthyes; Orectolobiformes; Hemiscylliidae. The record is from RefSeq and is a predicted model, not a curated record.
AGUUACAGGGGAAUGAUAUGGGAGGACAAUAUGAGAUACACCGAGCAACACAACAUCGAACACUCAUUGGGAAAACGCACAUCUAAAAUGGGAAUGAACAAAUUUGCAGCUCUGACCAAUGAAGAGUUCAAUAAGCUAAUGAAUGGACUUCCCCGAAUCGAAGCUGUUAACAUGACUGAAAUUGAAACUGAUGAAAGAGAUGAAAGUAGUGAAUCUGAAGAAAGUCACAUUCAAUUGAGAACUGCAACUGUUGACUGGCGGAGAGAAGGAUUAGUUACUCCAGUGAAAAACCAGGGUCAAUGUCAUUCUGACUGGGCUUUCAGUGCAACUGGUGCCAUAGAAGGACAGUGGGCAAAAAGGCAUGGAAACUUGGUUUCUCUCAGUGAACAGAAUCUGAUUGAUUGUAAGGAACCAAGAAACGGAUGCGUUCUUGGAACGGCAUUGAACGCCUUUCAUCAAGUGAUUGAUUUUCAAGGCAUCAACUCUGAGGAAACUUACCCUUACACAGGAAAGGUGGGACGCUAUUGCAGAUUUGAACCAGAUAAAAUUGCUGCUAAAAUCACUGACAGCAAAUGGGUUUGGGGAGGCGAGGCAGCAUUGGAACAAGCAGUGAGAGAGAUAGGACCGAUGGCUGUUGUGAUUAAUGCAAGUCUGAAAUCUUUUCAACAUUAUAAAGGAGGAGUUUACUAUGAUGAAAAUUGCAAUGGAUAUGUAACCAAUGAAGUGCUGGUGGUUGGUUUUGGAAUUGAGGAUGGAAUGAGCUAUUGGCUGGUUAAAAACAGCUGGGGAACAGACUGGGGUGAAGAAGGGUACAUCAAAAUUGCCAAGGAUAGAGGGAAUCACUGUGAAAUUGCCAGUUUUGUGCGGUACCCUGUCGUGUAAUGAGCCAACUGAUAAGACAGAGCUUCAUCAAUUCCA